AUCCGACUCCGAUGUAUCUCUGGAAGAAGACAGGGAAGCAGUGCGGAGAGAGGCAGAGCGACAGGCCCAGGCACAGUUGGAAAAAGCAAAGGUAAGGUGUUAUGUCUCAUCACAGGUCCAUAAAAUGUUCUGCUUUAAAAGUCUGUAAUCUUAUCUGUUACUGGUACAACUGUUUUUAAUAUGUGAGCGUGCACCAUCAGACAUAAAGUUUUUUUUCCAUACGAUAGUAGAAAUUAUAUUUUUUAGGAAAAAAACAGAAUAUGUAUCUUCCAUGAAAAGCCCUCGAUUUGCUUGUGUAUUUAAGAAUAAUCUCUUUAAAAUGUGUAUACUUUUUUCUUGUAUUGAAUGUACGUAUUGAUUUGCGGUACAUAUGGUCAAAGCUUAGAGUUCUGACUGAGGAGACUUGCAGAAGUUUGCCUGUGGAUCCCUAUGGCACUUAAAACUUCUAGAAAUCGUCCCUCAAAUGUUCUAUUCACCUCCCUUCAGUGAAGGAUCAGUCCCUACAAGUCAUAUGGUAAUGAAAUCUCUUGGAAAGAUCUCUUUUUCCUGGAGACUUCACUGGCUUUCUUUACCCUUUAAGUGUUAGUUGAUCCUGUGCUUAAUAUGCUUUAGGACUUGUUAAGACCUCUGCUUAUAACUUUGUACUGUUGGCAUACAGUGACAGAUUAGGACAGAAGUACCAGAUGAGCUUCAAGUUCUUCCUUUGUGUUUAUUUAGGACUGUGAGGCUUUUAACAGUAAUACAGUGAAAGAGUAUUUGCUUGUUUUUCUUUCAUCUGUGCUGCAUCUUUAAAUACUAUUGCACCUGUAAAAAUCAUGCUUGUCUUGUUUGUUAUCCUUCAUUUAUCACUUCAUUUCAGUCUCUUUUCUCUUUGCUGUCUGCCAGAUCUUGGUGUACGACUUUUCUAAGAGCUGUUCUUCAGUACCGUUUCUUAUAUAUUGAAAUGCACUGCAUAGAUUCCUCCUCAGCUCUCCCUUUUUUUCUUCCUGUGAUCUCCGUGUUUCUCUCUGGCUCCCUUCCUCCAUUUUUUGCCUCGGUUUUUAUUUCAUUAUCUCUGAUCUACCUCUCGUUCUGUUUCCUUUUCCACUGCCAGCUUUGCCUCUGCCCAUUUAUAUCCCCUGUUUUAUGAGAGUUUUUGAUAAAUUCAGGAGUCCACAUUGCUGAGGUAUUCAUUUGAUCACGUAGCGAGGGCCAGCUCCAUAAACAGUACAGCAAUAUAAUGCAUAGAGGGUUUCUUCAGGCCAGGAAACUUGAACAGGAAAACUAAAGCUGUUUUUUUGUUGUUUUUGUUUUUCCCCAAAACAUAAUUGUUGACCUAUAUUUAAUAACAGCUCAUAAAGCAUCUUUUUGAUGAACUGUUGGAACUUGCCAACCCCAGGAGCUGCUGAACACUUCUUUGAAGUUGAGUGCUGCUGCUGUAGGAUCAGUACAGUAGAGGUGCCCUAGAAGCAGCCUGUUUUUUCCCUUUCCCCUCAUAUCUUAGAGCUGGUGCUGAUCAUAAUCAGGAGUUUCAGUUUUAUCAGUAUCGCUUUUUGUUAGCUGAAUAUUUUCUCCUCUCUUAGGAAAGAUGAUAAAGACUGCUCUGAAAUUCAGGUGAGGUGAUGAAUUUUAUCUGUAAAUGCACAAUCUUUAAAAUGAAGAGUUGCAGUAAUAAUAUCUUGCAGACUAAUCAGGGUAGAACUACUGCACUUACUGCUGAACUGAUGCAUCUCCUAGUGAUGAGUAAAUCUAUGCUAGUGUUGCUAUGGGAAUUUGGCUUGCUGAUGCUGGCUUGAAUGCAUGGACAGCCCUUAUGUAAUAUUCAUGACCUCUAGCACAGCUGCCAUUGUAGUGCAUAGCGAAAAUGCUACCAAACCCCGUUUUUAAACUGUCUUUCUAUACAUUAAAGCAAUGUUCUCACUCCAGCUGGCAUAAGAUACAGUCUCUAGGUCUGACACCAUCUGAGACUAUAAGACAACUUGUGAUCAGUCAAAGUAGCAAAGGCAACUGCCAAAAUCAGCCUGCUGUAACAAUGGUAAUUCCAAUUGUACAUAAGCACAACAUGAAUUAUUUAAAACUCUUGUGCUUUAAAACAGUUUAAAGCUGGAACUACGUGAGCAGUUUUGUUUCUUGAUCCAAAUAUUAAAAACCAGAUCAGGCUGCAACGCAUGGAAAUAAUUUUAUUUAGUGAGUAUAGUAGUACAGCAUUUAGGGUGGAGUAAUAUUUAAAUACUGUAUGUAUUUUCACUUACAUUUGAAGUAAACAUUUAAAAAGACAAAAUAUAAACCUAACCCAGUAGAUCUGAAGUACUACGGAGUGUGCUGUUCUGUCUGCCUUUGCUGGCAGUUCAAGUUCCUCUCCUGUCUGCCACAGAGCAGGCAGUGAGGCAGGAACUCCGGCCCAUGUUGCUGACUCUCUGUGCCCUGACCUCUUCCCGCAGGCUGCCGCUCACUGCACGGCUGCUGCUCCGGCACCAGGCAGUGCUGAUGCAGCUGCUUUAACUUUGCACCUUUCAACGCUGCAAAUGGAAGUGUUGAUCCUAAAUAAAGUCAUUGUGAUUCUGUUUGUCACAGGAAUUAGAAAAGGGUGACAUACAUGAAUAAUGCAGCAGUGAGGGAAAAUGAUCGUGAAUUAAGCAUAGAUGGAAAAAAAAAGUGCAAAAACCUGUUGAACUGUGUCAUACAGUCAGUGAAAACAAAUUUAAUGACAUCCAUUUUCCUUCCUUACAGCUAGGGAAAACACCUAGCCUGUAGAGAAAAGCUGUACUACUGAAGCACACAGUGACAGAUUGUUAGGAUGAUUUGUAAGGUUUUUAAUUUGGGAUUUUUAUGGAUUCUAAUAUCAUAUCCCAUAUGCAACCAGUAGGGUGAAAUAAAAACAGAAGAGAUAGUAAGAAAAUACUCAUUCUGGCCGCUUGUUUUUUAAAAGCAUCGCUUCUCUAGAAAAUGGUUAAGCAGAUUUUGCUGACUCAUUUUGGCAUGUGAUUUACUGUAAGGAAGCAGGGCCAGGGCACAUCUAUGGAGCUGUGCAGGGAUGGAAAACAAAGAGGCAACAGAUGAGGGUACCUGUGGGCCAGCAGCUAUUCCCAGUGGAAACAGAACUUCAAAGGAAGCUGAUAAGCCUGGAGAUUAAAAAAAUAAUAAUAAAUAAAAAAAUAAGAAAAUCUUGGUUUGAGCAGUUUUACAGUGCAGGUACUGAAAGGUGGAUUUCUGUGUUCAAGGCACUGAGAAUUUCCUGGGAAUCCUCUUCAUAGCCCAUAGUAUGAGGACUCAGUUAAAGAGGACCUUCACUGUGGCUGAUGUGUGCCCCCUUAAUGAUGCCCUGGUCUAAGGAUUUGUACUGCUAUUCUUUUUUGAAUUUUAUAUUUAUAUAAAGACAUAAAUCUCGUGCAUUUGUAAGGCAAUAAAUGAGUAGAUUCAGUGGCACAUUGCUUUUAGUAUUCCUAUUUUCAAAAUUUGUCAUUUCUGCUUGGUUUUUGCCUUUGAAAGUUGAGGAUUAAAAAGAAAAACCUUUCUGUCAGUUCCUAGGAAGUACUUAAUUAUCCCGUAAAAUAUUGCAGCUGAUGGUAGAGAUGGGGUCAAAGGACUGUGAGGUAUGAAUGUUAGUGAGAUCUUAAAAUUCAGCGCUAAAGAAACUAAUGCUUAUGUAUAAGAAAGGUAGCUUUGGUCUUGGUGUUUGAUUUUUCUUUUGUUUGUUUGUUUCUUUCUUUGUUUUUGGCCCUUUCCAUGCCAGUGAAAUCAAAUACGGUACAGAAUAUUUUAGUUUUCUCAAAUGCGCUGUUUUUAUUGUCUGAGAUGCAGUUAUUCAGGUAAUCUAUAAACCUCUCUUCUCAGCAAAAGCAGUUUUGUUCUUUUUUGGUCUUUUCAUAUUUUUAGAUUUUAACCCUUUUUUUUUUUCCUUUCAUGAUUCUAGAGCUCUUCUAUAAUGCAUUUGCAGCAGUCUAGCAAAUAAAGUAAUUGAUUUUGGUUAUCUCUUAUACAAUGCUUAGCUAAUAUGCCAGCUAAUAAACCGUACUCAGUUUCUCACUUGAGGCUAAGGGACAGCCUGAUACUCUGUGCUUUGUUAAGGAAUGUUCUCAUCAUCCUUUGCUCCUGCUACUUCUUAAAUGGUGGUCUAAGUCAGAUUGUGGUCUUUCAGAAGUCAGUAAUUGUGUCCAGAAUAGGAAAUCUCAGUUCCUGGCAGCUCUGCUUUGUUUGCAAGCCACCUACCACUCUUCUGUCAGCGUUCUUUUAUGAGCUUACGAAACUUUAAGUAUCUGUAAUCCUGAUUUAAAACUUAAAUUUAUUUUUUUUACACUAGGACUGUGAACCUAAAAUUUUGAUGCCUAUCCCUUUGCUAGCUCUUAGGCAAAAAUACAGAGCAAUAAUAUAAGCUGAUACGUGCUGUUUUCUUGAUGUCUACUGUUGUGGUGGUGAUGGCUUGUGACUGUAAGUAAUAGGGCAAUGUCUUAAGUGUAAUGUGUUGCCCCAUAUAUGGAUUGGGAAGCACUGCUAGGAUAAGACCUACGUAUCCCUGCAAGGCUGAAGGCAUGGAAAAGAUUGUCAGAUGUAAUUAUCCAGUGCAGCGUGCCAAGACUAGUUAUUUCAGUAUUUAUUCACUCUCAGACAGGUUUCACAGCCCCUGAAUGACCCCACGCUGCUAGCAGGCAGCUGCAAAGCUUGUUAAGGUAUGUCUAUUUAAGCUGUGGUAGCACUUUUGACAGGCGAGAAGUGCCCAUCAUCUUGAUGUAUGUCCCUUUAUUAUGUCAGCAUGUUGCAUCAUGGAGACCCUUUCCAGUCUCUAUUACAAGAGUGCUCUGGUGCUGAACAGCUUCCAAAGCCAUAGCAACAUGGGGUAGUGCUUUGUGUCAGCUGUUGUGUAUGACAAAACCUGUUGCAUUUGCAGUUCGGACAAAUGUCGGUUAUAGUGCAGCUCAUGAUGAUGAUGUUCCAGUCCCAGGCAUGGCCAUCUCAUUUGAAGCUAAAGAUUUUCUUCACGUUAAAGAAAAAUUUAACAAUGACUGGUGGAUAGGACGGUUGGUAAAAGAAGGCUGUGAAAUAGGAUUCAUACCAAGCCCAGUCAAACUAGAAAACAUGAGGCUGCAGCAUGAACAGAAGGCAAAGCAAGGGAAAUUCUACUCCAGUAAAUCAGGAGGAAACUCUUCAUCCAGUCUGGGUGACAUAGUUCCUAGCUCCAGAAAAUCGACGCCUCCAUCAUCUGCUAUAGACAUAGAUGCCACUGGCUUAGAUGCAGAAGAAAAUGAUAUUCCAGCAAACCAUCGCUCCCCCAAACCCAGUGCAAACAGUGUAACAUCACCCCACUCCAAAGAGAAAAGAAUGCCCUUCUUUAAGAAGACAGAGCACAUCCCUCCCUAUGAUGUAGUGCCUUCUAUGAGACCUGUAGUUUUAGUGGGACCUUCUUUGAAGGGAUAUGAGGUAACAGAUAUGAUGCAAAAAGCAUUAUUUGAUUUUUUAAAACAUAGAUUCGAAGGGCGUAUAUCAAUUACACGAGUCACAGCAGACAUCUCGCUUGCCAAACGCUCAGUAUUAAACAACCCCAGUAAGCAUGCGAUAAUAGAGCGAUCCAACACAAGAUCAAGCUUAGCUGAAGUUCAGAGUGAAAUUGAACGGAUUUUUGAAUUAGCAAGGACACUGCAGUUGGUAGUGCUCGAUGCUGACACCAUAAAUCACCCAGCGCAGCUGAGCAAAACCUCUCUGGCACCCAUUAUAGUAUACGUAAAGAUUUCUUCUCCUAAGGUUUUACAGAGGUUAAUAAAAUCUCGAGGGAAAUCUCAGGCCAAACACCUUAAUGUUCAGAUGGUGGCAGCUGAUAAACUGGCACAGUGUCCUCCCGAAAUGUUCGAUGUAAUUCUUGAUGAGAACCAGCUGGAAGAUGCUUGUGAGCACCUUGCUGACUAUCUGGAAGCCUACUGGAAGGCCACACAUCCGCCUAGCAGCAAUCCUCCUAACCAGCUUCUCACUCGGACACUUGCAACAGCCACUCUUCCUAUUAGCCCAGGUCCAAAUAUUAACUUACAGCAGGGAUCUCAAGGAGACCAGAGGAAUGACCACUCAGUCCCUGAACGCAGCAAUUCACAAAUUGAAGAGGAAGCACGGGUUGAACCCAUCAAGAAAUCCCACCAUCGCUCUUCAACCCAACACCAUAACCAUCGCAGUGGUGUUAGAGGCCUUCCUAGGCAAGAAACUUUUGACUCAGAAACACAAGACAGCAGAGAUUCGGCUUACGUAGAGCCAAAGGAGGACUAUUCACAUGAGCACGGUGACCACUAUGAUUCUCACAGGGAUCACAAUCAUAGAGACGAGUCCCAUGGUGAUCACAGACAUAGAGAAUCAAGGCAUCGGUCAAAGGAGAGGGACCGGGAGCAGGACCACAAUGAAUGCAACAAACAGCGAAGUCGUCAUAAAUCGAGGGACCAAUAUUGUGAUAAGGAUGGGGAAGUGAUAUCUAAAAAACGUAACGACGCGGGAGAAUGGAACAGGGAUGUUUACAUCCGUCAGUAACUUUUGCCUCUGGCACUCUUGUGUUUCUUUGAAGUCUUGUAACAAUGCCCCUUGAAAAUAUCUUUGGGUUGUUCAUUGCAGAACAUAUGGUAUCCUUCUGUAUGCUGAUUUGUAUUGCUGUUGCUUGCAUAGCAAUAGCAUGAAAUAGAAUAUUCAUAUACUUAUUUUUUUUGGUUAGUGCUAUAUGAAUUAGCGUGGUACAGCUGCAGAGUUCCUGAUGUUGUACUAUGCCAUUUUUCAAGCUUUUUUUUUUUUUGGUAGCUGCCACUUGAACAAUAUCUGUUGCCAUCAAGGUGUUGUUAGUGUUUUUUUUUUUUUUUUUCCAAAGGUACCUUUGAUGUUUAAUAACUUCCCAUGUAUUCAGCAGGCCAGAAUCAGCACAUAAAAAUCUAAAAGUUUUUGUCUGCUCUGAUUUUUAAUUUGUUAUGCACUUGAUUUGCAUAUUGGUUUAAGAGCCACUAUCUGUUGCUUGUACCUCUGGUGGACUCCAUUUGGGAACGGAUUUCAGUCUUGCCUUACACACAGGGGAUCAUGAGGUCAAAAUCUAUUUUCUAUGUACUGGUACUGUGUACUGUAUAUACAGUUUAUAAAUGUUAUUUCUGCAGACACCUUCUUACUAUAUAAGUUUAAUCACACUGUUUUAGAGUCCUAAUGCCAAGUCAGCAGAUUUGCUUUUGAAUUACUGGCAACUGGAACUAGCCUCAUUUAGGGAAUCUGUAACAGUGUUCAAUCUAAAUACUACUUCUUCUGUAGCAGAAAGCUUAUACUAAAUGUAAAUAUGAAGGAGUGCUUGAGAUAGAGGAUCUAAAAAACUCUUACAUCUUAUCUUGUCCUUGCAAACCCAAUUUUGUAUUUUGAAUUUACGGUAAAGAUAACAAGCUUACCACUAUAAAUUAUUCUUGUUUACACAGGUAACAAAGUUGCAAUGGACACAACCUAAUUUUUGUUCUAUUGUCAGAAUAAUAGAGCACAAGUGACAGAGGUAUGUAUGUGAGUGAGUGGGUGGUGGAUAGGCAGCCAUGUGUCUGGGCACAUUAAGCAGCAAAGUGUGAGAAUCUAUCGAAGAAAACAAAGGUUACUCAAAAGCCCAAGGAGUUUGUUUCUUUAUUCUUUUAUUAAUUUAAAAAUCCAAAUUGCAGUCAGGGAACAUGAGGGAGUUUACUGACCCUGGUAAUUGAGAAAGCAUAAAUCUGCUGGCUCCUGUUGAGACUUCAAGAGAGUAAAACCAGGCAAAUGUUACUGUGAGUGUUUCACUGGAACUGUAAAAUCUUUGUGUUUUUGAGUAUUUGUUUAGUAAGAAAAGUUUACACAGCUUGUGGAGAAUUAUUUUGUUGGAAAAUAAAUUUUUGUAGCUUCUCCACUUUUUCUACACUUGCCAAUUCCUCUGCAUUCCCACUUUGCAGACAGCUCACUGCUUUUCCUUCACUUAAAAUGUGCUGACAGUGGGAGAUUAGAAAAAUGUGACAAAAUAUUCUGUUGGAAGCUUACUAUAGAAAAUGCAUUGAAAGCAAAAGGAGUGAAAACAGUUUGUUUUGCAUUGAUCACCUGUGACACUGGUAAGUGAGGGGAAAUUCAGUUCUUUUUGGCUACAGGUUCCAUACCCUUGCCUACUGUAUAGGCUGUUCUGCACCACAGAGUCUUUGUAGUAAUCGUAUGAAUGAAAUACUUCUUAGAUUUCACUGUAAAUAGCACAUUAUAGAAAAACUGUAGUGGGAUAGUAAUUCAUUUAGCUGGAAUUUUUUUUUAUUUAUUAUUUUAAUUCUGGGAAGUUGCCUGAUUUUGACUAUCAUUUUAGUGAAAUGGAGGUGCAUGCUUUCUUCAAUCCGAUCCAACAUCCAAGCAGUUCAGUUUGACUCCCUCAGACAUAUGUUGCUCUCCCUUAUGCUUCAUAUGCAUUUUUUACAACUCAAGAGGGUGAAAUUCUGUUGUCAGAUAUCUGGACAUUCCUGCUAGUGCUGCUGACUGUUGUGGUUGUUCAAGGGUAAUACUUGGCUCAGAGCAUGUACUGUGGGGAACACAAGGAAAAGAGUAUUAUUCUAUAAACAAAAUUUUCAGCAUUUCUUUAAACACCACUAAAUGACUUUGUAGGCAAAGGAAGCAUAGGUAAGUAGACCUCUUGUAGUACUAAAUGGAUAGGUAAGGCCAUCAAAAAAGUGGCUUUUGAUACAAGGGGUUUCUCAGGGUAUCAGUGGAGAAAAACACUGACAGAAUUUGUUGUUUGAGUCAUAUCAGAUCAUGUUUUAAUGCAAAAAGUUGCAUUGUCUUGUUCUAUAUAGCCUGGCUUUAGGUAUUUUAUCAGCCUCAGUAAAUGCUGUUGCUCCCUGUAACUGUUACAUGACAGCCAUGGCUUCCAAGAAGUGAUGUAAUGAUUCUGCUACAGUACCUUGAAUAGUUUUACUAUUUUCUUUUUUGAAUUUGCUACAGGAGGUGUUAAUUUUUCACCUUUCUUAAGUUAUUUUUAAGAAUUGUUUGGCAGAAUUUCAAAAGACUGAGUAGUUAUGAAAACCACGGAUUUAGGUACCCACGUACAGACAAAUAAAGAGAAAAAUAAACGCACAGGUCAAGCCCCAGUAUUUAAGUAUGGUCUGGAUAUUGAUUGAUAGGAUAUAAAUAUCUUACAAAGAAAGCCAUGUCCCCAUCCAGCUGAAGAGAGUUAGGUUUUGUAUAGUUGAACUAACAAUGUAUAGGCAACAUACUAACACAUUUCUUAGGCAGACACUCUGUAGGUUUUACUUAGUCUUGCUAAGGUAUUUUUUCUUCAGUUAUUAAGAGUGACAGAUCAGUUGUAAUGUGAGCUUGUACUACAGAUUUUGCACAAUACCACCUGCCUGCUGAGCACUACUUUGAAAAGCACUUUAACAGAAUUAUUUCAACAAGAAGCUUUAAAGAUACUCCGACUGGAGGACAUAUCAAAGGUUAUUGUGAUGAAAUGUAUUUGCAAAGUUUUGCAAAUAGAAAGUUUAGUAUUGGUUGCAUUAGGAUACUAAUGAGUUCAUAUUUCUGUAUCUGGUUUCAGGAGCUUUGAAUCUGAGGAAUGCUAGAGGUCCCAGUGAGCUCCAGAGUCUUCUUGUGUCUGUGUGGUACAAAACAACCUGUAGCAUUUCUAUUCAAAGGGGCUAAAAAGAUAAAACUAAUGAGUGAGAGGGAAAGGCAGGAAAAUAAAGCAGUUGAGCUGUACAUAGAGAAUCUUAUCAACCCUAGCUCUGUAUUUUUCCAGAGGAUUUAAGUAUAUGGAAGGAAUGGGAACAUUCCUGUGUAUAUAUGUCUGGUGUUUACCGUUUUUUGUAUAUCUUCUCAAAUGAAUAGAGAAGUUCAGGUCUAUCAGUUGUUCAGUGUCACAGACGUUGCAGAAGAAAGAAUUCUUGAGGAGGGACUGGAAGGAGGUGGGAAUGACAGUCUCCAGGCCUCUUAAGGGACGGGACAGUGGGGAUGGAUAAGCAGAAGGAUUUAUACACAGAGGUGUGAAGAGUUGGAAGAAACUGUUUUGAAAUAGAUUCAUAAAGUUUAUCUACCACCUAGCAAGAUUUAUAGAUGCCAAGAAACCAAUACUACUGAAUUCACACAGUGUUUGGCAUCAGGAAUCUAGAAUUUGAGAAGCCCUUGAGAAUUUAUGCUUCUCAAGGUGUAAAAUAUAAAGGGAACCUUCUAAGGACUUGGCCCUAGUUAGUUAAGGCAGGUCUCAAAGCUACAGAAAUUGAGUGGAGUGCUUCACAGAAAUCCGUAGAAUGAUGCCUGUAGAAUGAUGCCCUUACUAUAAAUGGAGAUUAAGGAAAGUCAGUCCUCCUCAUCAAACCCUGAAUCAAUGUAGAGAACUGUUUUCACUUUUCCCUGCAUGGUUGCUCAUCAACAUCCUUUGCAUUCUCUAUGUGCAGCUCCUGCCCAGUUCUCAUGCCCCAUCAUACUUACUCUUUUCUAUCAAAUCAUUAGCAAUUGUCAUUUUUAAGCUCCAUUGGGUUGUAAAGUCAUAUUCAUGUUCUGUGACAACUGCAGGGGCUUUAGGAUGGACCAUUAUCAUUCCCUUACAUGGAAUGCCGUGACUGGUCUGAUUGCUUUUAAUCAGGGUCUGUCCUGAGAAAAAAGCUUACAGUCAAGUACCUCCUGUGGUAGCUCCUCCAGAUGUGCUUUUGUUUCUGGUUACAUUUGACCUCUGAUCAAGCUGUUUCCCAAAUGUUCAUUCUGAUAAAUCUCUUUUUUGUUCCUGCAGUUUCGACUUUAAUUCUGUUCCCUCCAUGCAAAUAAAGCACACUGCAAACAACUGUUACACGGUCUAAAGGAAGAACAGAGACAUUCUUUUUCAGAGUGUAACAUAAUAUUUCUGCUGUGCAUUUACUUACAUUUCUUACCUUAUUGCAGAUCGUUUACCAAAAUUUUAGCUGUUCGUUCAUCUUUAAACUCCACAGAUAAUGUUUUAUUUCAAAUGUUUUUAAUCAGAUGUGAUUCGGUUAAAUUUACUGUUUGGCAGUUUGUCUAUAAUUUAUUUCCCCCCUUUUUUUUGUAAAACAAGCCGUGAUAAAUAUCAUCUCACAGUAAUUUUAUAGGCAGUUUCUUUUUAUAGCUUACCAUUCCAGAGAUGUGUUCCUAUGCAGCCCCCAGAAGAGAUCUAUAUCAGAUAUAAUAGAAAUCCAGCUGGUUCUUUCUACUUAUCUGUCUCCUUUCUUACUUGAUUCUUGCCACUUAUCGUACCAAAGUGGAUUUGCUCAUAAUUUUUCAGUGAACAACAAACCGUAAAAAAGAAGGUUCUUUAUAUUUUAAAUUGCCUACUCCAGAGCCAUUUCUUGUCAAAUGCCAUGACCAGCCUAUUUCUUUUCCUUAAAGCGUACACGAAACCCCACAACCUAAAAGUCAGUGGGCUCUACCACAAGUAAACAGAAAGAAGCUGUAGAAUAAUGUCAUACAAUGGUAGGCUGCUGUUUUAAUAUUUUUUAUAUUGACAGAGAUGUUUAGAUUUGGCACUAUUACUAAUCACUAUUUCUACAAAUAGGGAAAGGUACUUUUCAGAUUCUGGCUUUUUAUUUUUGAUAGACAGGAUCUGAUUGUAUAUCUAAUCUAUAUACAUAUAUAAGUAAAUACAUAAAUAACUAUACUGUGCUUCAGCACCUGACACUGAAGCAUAAUGAUUCAGUCUGCAAAGCAUUCUUAUUAGGAAAGUAACCUUAUUAUGUGUCAAAAAUACAUAUACACCAUACAUCAAAGUUGUGAAAAUGAUUAAGUAUUUAAAUUCCUGCAAUUUUAAAGUCACGGUCACAUUGGAAAGAAAAGGAAAAAGAAAGAAUGGCAUCCAUGCAACUCAAGACAUGUAACUUAGCCAAGUCGAAGGAAGGAGCUUGGCUCCUUCAAAGAAUGAUUUCAGUGUCUCACCUACAUUUCUCUUCUGAACUGCUUGGUGGAGAAGUCUCUCUUUCUCUCUCCCUCCCUCCCUCUGCUUUCCCCCUUCUCUGCUUCUUGUCAGUUCCCCCUGACUCCCAGGAAUUACUGAGAGAAGAUUGCAGAGAAACAGCUGAGGUGUAUCCCUUUAAUUUACUGAAUAUGGUAUUUUAUGUCUAGCAGUGAUCUUUCAAAACUAACUCCCAUCGUUAAAAGUUCAGAUAACAGCAAUGGUUUUUUCAGGUUAAGUCCAGUCUGCAACUACACUGGAACCAAAUGUGAGACAUUUACAAUUGUGGUUUUUUGGCCCUAAGAAGUUUCUCAUAUAAAAUCAAUUGAGAUCACUCUCCUGAAAAGCCUGAUUAUGAUUCGAAACUGAAAAAAUAUGGGAAAUUCUCAGUGAGCUUUUUACUAAAGUCCAGCACUGCACAGAUCCUGCUACUGAAACUGGAGGCAAAAGUUCCUCCGUUUAUACGAAUGUGCAACUUUCAAUAUACAGUCUCUGUAUGCUGAUUAAUGUUUACAGAAUUGAUAUAUUCUGAAAAAAAAAAAGUUUUUUUUUUUUUUUUUACCAGCACUGAGUCCAAGAUUUCAACAUGUACUUACAAUAAAAGAUUAACACCUUUUGUUGGCAAGUAGUUAUUUUGCCAUGUUUAGACUACAAAUACUGUAAUUUAUAAUACGAGCAAUUCUGAAUCUAGGUAGGUUUUCUCACGUAACACUGAUGAAACGAGAGCUUCAGUCUCCUUUUGGCAUGUCAUGGUUAACAGCAAGGUGUGACCUCCAAAAGAGGACACUUCUCUCCUCCUAUCCUGCUGGGAUAGGCCUUACAGAGUAUGUGCUGAUCAAUCUUAGCAGAACAGAAGAGACGACUAAUUGAACAACAGUAGAAAAUGUGUUAUAUCAAGACACUUAUAAGUAAAGAACCAGACUACUGAGUUGUAUAAAUUAUUUUGACUAUGAGCACUUCUGACAAUACAAAGGUAAAUUAUAAUGGUAUCCUUUUUAGUAACCAAAUAACGAGGAGUGCAAAAUAAGGUAUUUUUUACAGAGAAUGCUUUUUAAGAAGUGUAAAAUUAGUAAGAAAAAGAAAGAACCAACAACAAAACACAGAUGUCAGUUCAGGUUUUUGAAGCGUGCUUGUCUUUCCCCUGCAUUUUUGUGCUAUUUCUAACAGUACUGCAAAAAGAGAACAUUAUUCGGACAGAGAACACCUCUGUAACCGAAGCAGAGUUUGCAGAUGUAAACAACACGUUUAAGAAACUUAAAGUAUUGAAUCUUUGACAGUGUAUGGAGUCAGUUCUCAUCAGCAUGCUCCCCCCGUUUCGACCUUCAUUUGAUUUGAUGCUUUCUAACCAGUUAAGAGUUAAUAUCCUUAGUUGUUUGAAAGGUGAUUUGCAACAUUUCAGAUGAUAUUAACGCACUGUUUUCUGUCUUUUGGUAUUUCGAUCACAACUGUAGCCCCUUCUAUUGCAAAUGUUUGAUUUUAAAGUUGUCAUUGGUCAGCCACUCCAGACGGCUGUUUCAGAACCAAUACAGUUUAUGCAUGGGAAGUUUGAUGUUGAAAUAAUAUUUAUUUACAUUCCCAGAGUGAGAUGGUUUAAUAUAUUCAUGCUGCUAUAAAAGACCUGCUACAAAGCCUAAUCGUAUUUUGUGUAUAUACUAUGUGUACAGAGAUUCUUGCUUGUAUUAAAAUAAAAGAGAAAUGAGGUUCUAAGUA
Gallus gallus (chicken) is the source of this 13564-nucleotide messenger RNA. It is a transcript of the gene CACNB2, whose product is annotated as calcium voltage-gated channel auxiliary subunit beta 2. Gene Ontology annotation, cellular component: voltage-gated calcium channel complex. Lineage: Eukaryota; Metazoa; Chordata; Aves; Galliformes; Phasianidae. The transcript has 12 exons. Gene Ontology annotation, biological process: chemical synaptic transmission; calcium ion transmembrane transport; regulation of voltage-gated calcium channel activity. Bases 4840 to 6480 code for a protein of 546 amino acids. Gene Ontology annotation, molecular function: protein binding; high voltage-gated calcium channel activity. The record is from RefSeq and is a predicted model, not a curated record.